AUGUCUGGCAGCAGUAUGAGUCUGAACCAUGACCCUGCUCCUCUGAGGAGCCACCUGGGUCGGCAGGCCAGCUUCCAGGAGCGCAGUGCAGCCCGGCCGCAGUGCAACCAGUCCUCACGCUCCAACACACUGCCCAGCGACGGGGGGCGCAAGGCCUUCGCCAUGAGGAAGAUGAAGCAGGAGAUGAAGGACAUCAUGUCGCCCACCCCCGUGGAGCUGCACAAGGUAACGAUGAUAGAGCACCACCCAGACCCUCCAGGGCUGAUUUUCUUUACGCCGUUGACAUCACUUCCUGUCAUGGAACGUCAGAGGGGUUAAAAACCCUGUGAAGGUAAGAAAGUUCUGACGCAUUUUAAGCGUUUGCGUAUCUUCAACUUUAUUUAUGAUGAAGCUCCGGUACUGUCAGCAGACACAGCCAGUCAUCCAGUCUAUCAACCAUGCUAUGCUGUCAGCAGACACAGCCAGUCAUCCAGUCUAUCAAUCAUGUUAUGCUGUCAGCAGACACAGCCAGUCAUCCAGUCUAUCAAUCACGUUAUGCUGUCAGCAGACACAGUCAGUCAUCCAGUCUAUCAAUCAUGUUAUGCUGUCAGCAGACACAGCCAGUCAUCCAGUAUAUCAAUCAUGUUAUGCUGUCAGCAGACACAGUCAGUCAUCCAGUCUAUCAAUCACGUUAUGCUGUCAGCAGACACAGCCAGUCAUCCAGUCUAUCAAUCACGUUAUGCUGUCAGCAGACACAGCCAGUCAUCCAGUCUAUCAAUCAUGUUAUGCUGUCAGCAGACACAGCCAGUCAUCCAGUCUAUCAAUCACGUUAUGCUGUCAGCAGACACAGCCAGUCAUCCAGUCUAUCAAUCAUGUUAUGCUGUCAGGAGACACAGCCAGUCAUCCAGUCUAUCAAUCAUGUUAUGCUGUCAGCAGACACAGCCAGUCAUCCAGUCUAUCAAUCAUGUUAUGCUGUCAGCAGACACAGCCAGUCAUCCAGUCUAUCAAUCAUGUUAUGCUGUCAGCAGACACAGCCAGUCAUCCAGUCUAUCAAUCACGUUAUGCUGUCAGCAGACACAGCCAGUCAUCCAGUCUAUCAAUCAUGUUAUGCUGUCAGCAGACACAGCCAGUCAUCCAGUCUAUCAAUCACGUUAUGCUGUCAGCAGACACAGCCAGUCAUCCAGUCUAUCAAUCAUGUUAUGCUGUCAGCAGACACAGCCAGUCAUCCAGUCUAUCAAUCACGUUAUGCUGUCAGCAGACACAGCCAGUCAUCCAGUCUAUCAAUCAUGUUAUGCUGUCAGCAGACACAGCCAGUCAACCAGUCUAUCAAUCACGUUAUGCUGUCAGUAGACACAGUCAGUCAUCCAGUCUAUCAAUCACGUUAUGCUGUCAGCAGACACAGCCAGUCAUCCAGUCUAUCAAUCACGUUAUGCUGUCAGCAGACACAGCCAGUCAUCCAGUCUAUCAAUCACGUUAUGCUGUCAGCAGACACAGCCAGUCACCCAGUCUAUCAAUCAUGCUAUGCUGUCAGCAGACACAGCCAGUCAUCCAGUCUAUCAAUCAUGUUAUGCUGUCAACAGACACAGCCAGUCAUCCAGUCUAUCAAUCAUGUUAUGCUGUCAGCAGACACAGCCAGUCAUCCAGUCUAUCAAUCACGUUAUGCUGUCAGCAGACACAGCCAGUCAUCCAGUCUAUCAAUCACGCUAUGCUGUCAGCAGACACAGCCAGUCAUCCAGUCUAUCAAUCACGUUAUGCUGUCAGCAGACACAGCCAGUCAUCCAGUCUAUCAAUCACGUUAUGCUGUCAGCAGACACAGCCAGUCAUCCAGUCUAUCAAUCACGUUAUGCUGUCAGCAGACACAGCCAGUCAUCCAGUCUAUCAAUCACGUUAUGCUGUCAGCAGACACAGCCAGUCAUCCAGUCUAUCAAUCACGUUAUGCUGUCAGCAGACACAGCCAGUCAUCCAGUCUAUCAAUCAUGUUAUGCUGUCAGCAGACACAGCCAGUCAUCCAGUCUAUCAAUCACGUUAUGCUGUCAGCAGACACAGCCAGUCAUCCAGUCUAUCAAUCACGUUAUGCUGUCAGCAGACACAGCCAGUCAUCCAUUCUAUCAAUCACGUUAUGCUGUCAGCAGACACAGCCAGUCAUCCAUUCUAUCAAUCACGUUACGCUGUCAGCAGACACAGCCAGUCAUCCAGUCUAUCAAUCAUGUUACGCUGUCAGCAGACACAGCCAGUCAUCCAGUCUAUCAAUCACGUUAUGCUGUCAGCAGACACAGCCAGUCAACCAGUCUAUCAAUGAACUGAAUUAUUUAUACCAGGUUAAAUUAUUCAUUGAUAGUUGAUGACAUUAUUGAUUGAUUUUGCAGGUGAGUCUGUUGAAGGAGUCGGACCUCGAAGACUUUGGCUUCAGCGUGUCGGACGGCCUCCUGGAGAAAGGCGUUUAUGUUAACAACAUCUGCGCAGGGGGACCUGCAGAGGUCGGGGGGCUGAAGUCCUACGACAGGCUGCUACAGGUACACACACACACACACACACACACACACACACACACACACGGACUGUCCUAG
This is a messenger RNA of Coregonus sp. 'balchen', 2546 nucleotides long. The record is from the annotation of a GenBank genome assembly. NCBI's taxonomy places the organism in Eukaryota, Metazoa, Chordata, Actinopteri, Salmoniformes, Salmonidae.